AUGACUAAUGAAUCCAUAGCCGAUGCAGCUCUCAACUCUAGUUUCCCCACAAAAGUGAUCAUUCAUGGAUACAGAAUUAAUCUAGGGAAAAGCGGACCUGGAUUUAUAAUGAAAGAUGAGUUCAUGAAAAACGGACUGUUCAAUGUGAUUAUUGUCAACUGGUCAGAAAAUAACAAACCUCCUUACUAUCAAGCAGUUGCGAAUGCCCGAGCUGUUGGUGCGCAGGUUGCGAAACUACUAAAUUUACAUGUAAAUCAUAAAGGACUAAAUCCUGAUGAUAUUCAUAUCAUUGGACAUAGCUUAGGGGGCCAGAUAGCUGGAUGGAUUGGAGAAAGGAUUCCAAAUUUGGGCAGAAUUACAGGUUUAGAUCCGGCUGGUCCAUAUUUCCAAGAUGCAGAAAGAGAAGCUAGAUUGGACGAGACGGACGCAAAAUUCGUUGAUGUCAUUCAUUCAAACGGAGGAAGUUACGGAAUAGGUGCUGCAAUAGGCCAUAUCGAUUUCUUCCCGAAUGGAGGUAGGAGUCAGCCAGGAUGCCGUAACAUAGAUUUCAACAACACGAAGCACGAUUUUCUUGCCGGAACAUUUAUUUCCGAUUCCUGUUCACAUAGCCGAGCAGUUGAUUAUUUCACCGCCUCUAUCAACCAGUGUGAGUUUUUGUCGAACUACUUGUGGACAUCGUCAUUGAAGGAUACAAUGAAAGUGGUGAUUUUAUUUAUAGGAUGCAUUGUGGGAGUCGUAUAUGCGAUAUUUCCUGAUUUGGGAAAUAUUGUGCCGGAUCAACUGAAUCCUUUGAAUAUCGUUUUUCAGAACAAAUGCAUAGAAGAUUUGGGAUGCUUCCACACUGGUCCACCGUUCUUCCACCCCUUAAACCGACCAAUCAGCCUCACUCCAACAGAUAAUUUAAAAACUAAAUUCCUACUCUACACUCCUUCCAACAUCCAAGAAGAGCAAGAAAUUGUUGCAACAUCCGAGUCGAUAAACAAUUCUUCAUUUGACCUUAGUUUACCAACAAAAGUUUUGAUUCACGGUUUCAGGUCUGACCUUGACGUGGAAGACAUCAGAUUCGAAAUGAAAGAUGCUCUUCUGUCUGAAGGUCAAUUCAAUGUCAUCGUUGUCGAUUGGACUGAAAAUAAUGGAUUUCCUUACACACAAGCAGUGGCAAAUGCUCGAGCUGUUGGUGCACAAGUGGCGAAGUUGAUAAACUUCCUUCGGGAAAAUAAAGGUAUUCAAGCAGAGAAUGUACACAUUAUUGGUCACAGCCUUGGAGGUCAUGUAGCUGGUUAUGCUGGAGAAAGAAUACCAAACUUGGGCAGAAUUACAGGCCUUGAUCCAGCAGGACCUUUGUUCCAAAGUGGAGAUAAACAGGUUCGACUGGAUGAAACGGAUGCUAACUUUGUGGACAUUAUUCAUUCAGAUGGAGGAGAAAAUGUUGUAGAUGGUUUAGGCCUUGGCGAUCCCAUUGGUCACAUUGAUUUUUAUCCAAAUGGUGGAAGAAGACAACCAGGCUGCUCUUACACUUCUGAAAGUAAUUCAACCGUUGGAGCUGUCGUAAAUAUUACAACCAAGUAUUUAUCAAAUGGCUGUGACCACGAACGAGCAAAUCAAUACUUUUUAGAGUCCAUCAACAAUCAAGACUGUCGAUUUCUGGCAGUUCAUUGCCACAGCUACGUGGAUUAUGAACAAGGCUUGUGUCCUCCAGAUGACCUCUCUGUACUAGAAAUGGGAUUACGUGCUCACCCGGUUGAAGGACUACCAAUCAAAUCGAAGUUUUUCCUCAGGACAAACGACAAGUCACCAUUUUGUAUUGAAAACAGUAUUCGCAUAUAGAUUUCGCUGUAUGUUUGAUGCCUUUACUGAACUCUUUAAAAACAAAUAAAAAUGUGCCAUUUUGCAACUAUUAAAAUGCAAUGUAAAAAUGCUAAAGAUCUUUCCGAAAAUGCUAUUGAGAAGUUUGCUGAAAAACGUUUACAGAAACAAAUAAAUGAGUAGUGUUUUCUGACAGAAGCAUAAAUUAUGGUAAAAUAA
Uloborus diversus is the source of this 2025-nucleotide messenger RNA. Its product is annotated as pancreatic lipase-related protein 2-like. The transcript is spliced from 13 exons. NCBI's taxonomy places the organism in Eukaryota, Metazoa, Arthropoda, Arachnida, Araneae, Uloboridae. The record is from RefSeq and is a predicted model, not a curated record. Gene Ontology annotation, biological process: lipid metabolic process. Gene Ontology annotation, molecular function: lipase activity. Bases 1 to 1827 code for a protein of 608 amino acids.